CUGCUGAAAUGGGUUGUGGAUUGAACAAACUAGAGAAGCAUGAUGAAAAACGACCUGGUAAUAUCUAUUCAACUUUGAAGAGGCCCCAGGUAGAAACCAAGAUAGAUGUUUGCUACGAAUAUCGAUUCUUGGACUUCACAACACUAAAUGAUACUGAGCUGCCAGGAUCAUCUGCAAUCAAGCUCUCCUCCUUGUGUGAUCUUCCAGCUCAGCUGCAAGAAUUGUACCAGCAGGGCUUUGUCUUGGCUGCUGUCCACCCUUUUGUGCAACCAACUGAUGAAAAAGAGAAAACUCCCCAGGAACAAAUCUUCAGGGCUGUGCUUAUCAAGAAAACAGAAAGGUCUCCAAAAAGUGACAUCAGUAGUGAAGGAUAUGUCUUGGAGGUAGAGUGCUGCUCCUCUUUAAACCACCUUUCAGAGAAAAAGGACAUAUCUGAUUUUAUUAAAAAAAUUCAAGAUGCUGCAAGUCAAGGCUUGAAAUUUGUUGGAAUUAUACCUCAGUACCAUUCCCAAAAGAACUGUCUUGUCAGCGCCUCCCUGACACCUGCCAGUAACAACUCUGUGCAAUCAAGAGAUAAUAAAAAUGUUUCAAAUUACCCCGAGGAUCAUGCUUCACCGGAUGGCGAGAAAAUAGAUGGCAUUAAUGGAUGCAGUACUCCAGCACAGAGUGAGGAAAGUGCUGACCAAUGUGCCACAUCCAGAGAGGGCUGCAGAGGUGAAGGACAGGCUACUGAAGAGCUGAAUCUCAAGUCUGCGAAAGGAAACGAGGAGCAGUUUCAACAUGCGAACCCGAGCACAAGGGAAGCAGCAGACAAGACAAAUGGACUUGCAGAGAAUGAAACACCAGCACGAUGCUUAAAGCCACUUACUGGCAAACCAGAGAUCAUCGCUCUCUUCAACAAGCCAAAAACCCCACAAAAGUGCAGCCAGUAUUAUACAGUGACUAUCCCUAUGAGGAUCUCCAGGAAUGGGCAGACUGUCAACAGCUUAGAAGCAAAUUGGCUGGAGCACAUGACAGAUCACUUCAGGAAAGGAGGCUCAUUGGUAAAUGCCAUCUUCAGCCUUGGAAUGGUAAAUGAUUCCUUACAUGGGACAAUGGAUGGAGUAUUUCUCUUUGAAGAUGUUGCUGUGGAAGACAGUAAAACCAUACAGGGCUAUGAUGCAAUUGUUGUAGAGCAGUGGACUGUCUUGAAGGGAGCUGAAGUGCAGACAGAUUACAUUCCGCUGCUGAAUUCCCUUGCCAUGUACGGCUGGCAGCUGACGUGUGUGCUUCCUACUCCCAUUGUGAAGACAAACAGGGAGGGGAAUUUAUCAACAAAGCAAAUUGUAUUUCUUCAGAGACCUUCUUUGCCCCAGAAAGCAAAGAAGAAAGAAUCUAAGUUUCACUGGAGAUUCUCCAAAGAAGACAUGCACAACAGGAAAAUAAAGAAUUCCACAAAAGCUAAAUUAAGUACAAGGGAGAAGCAAAGGGCAGAGGAAAAGCAGGAAUUUGAAGUCACAGAGAACACGAGAAACUUGGAAGCACAAAUCUCAACAGCAGCCAAGCCUGAUCCAGAGCAGCAGCUGGAUGAUGUCAUAGACUUGGGAGACCAGGUAGCUGGGACCAACGACACAGGUACCCAUCACAACAGAGCAUCAGAAGAAACAUGUCCUGCCAGUUGUGAUGUGGAUGACAAUGCUGGGCAGUUCUGCCACAGCCAGAGUACACCUGGCUGUGAUGUGGAUCAGGCAACAGAGGGAGGAGACUCUGUGCCAGUGUCGGACGGCUGCGAUGGCAGCGAUGGGGCAGGGCUGGACGUGGACUGCGCCUGUGAAUAA
Molecule: messenger RNA, 1817 nt
Organism: Acanthisitta chloris (rifleman)
Lineage: Eukaryota; Metazoa; Chordata; Aves; Passeriformes; Acanthisittidae
Gene: RFTN1
Product: raftlin, lipid raft linker 1
Exons: 9
Coding region: 9-1817 (602 amino acids)
Source: RefSeq, a predicted model, not a curated record